Molecule: messenger RNA, 6684 nt
Organism: Cercocebus atys (sooty mangabey)
Lineage: Eukaryota; Metazoa; Chordata; Mammalia; Primates; Cercopithecidae
Gene: ACSL6
Product: acyl-CoA synthetase long-chain family member 6
Exons: 21
Coding region: 334-2427 (697 amino acids)
Biological process (GO): very long-chain fatty acid metabolic process; long-chain fatty acid metabolic process; long-chain fatty-acyl-CoA biosynthetic process
Cellular component (GO): membrane; endoplasmic reticulum
Molecular function (GO): arachidonate-CoA ligase activity
Source: RefSeq, a predicted model, not a curated record
GGGAGGAGCCUGCAUUCCUUCACCCCUGGGCACCGUGCUGAGCACUUCUACUGCCCUUCCCUCUUCUCCACACCCCAGGAGCAAAGAUAAGUAAAACGCUACGACAGCAGUCACACAGGAGAACAGAGCACCCAGGCCCUGAGGCCCGGGGGACAUCAUUCCCAGAGCUGCCAGAGCAGUGGUCCUGGAAAAUAUGGAAGCAGCUGUCAGCCAUGACCCAGGGCCUGAGCGUGUGGUUCUCAGGAAAACUGGGCAGGAUAUGUGACGGCAGAAGGUUCUGGCCUCUUCCUGGGAAAAGCCCUUCUAGAGUUUGUCCUCUCACUUCUGGAGAAGAUGCAGACACAGGAGAUCCUGAGGAUACUGCGACUGCCUGAGCUAGGCGACUUAGGCCAGUUUUUCCGCAGCCUCUCGGCCACCACCCUCGUGAGUAUGGGUGCCCUGGCCGCCAUCCUCGCCUACUGGUUCACUCACCGGCCAAAGGCCUUGCAGCCGCCAUGCAACCUCCUGAUGCAGUCAGAAGAAGUAGAGGACAGUGGCGGGGCACGGCGAUCUGUGAUUGGGUCUGGCCCUCAGCUACUUACCCACUACUAUGAUGAUGCCCGGACCAUGUACCAGGUGUUCCGCCGUGGGCUUAGCAUCUCAGGGAAUGGGCCCUGUCUUGGUUUCAGGAAGCCCAACCAGCCUUACCAGUGGCUGUCCUACCAGGAGGUGGCCGACCGGGCUGAAUUUCUGGGGUCUGGACUUCUCCAGCACAAUUGUAAAGCAUGCACCGAUCAGUUUAUUGGUGUUUUUGCACAAAAUCGGCCAGAGUGGAUCAUUGCGGAGCUGGCCUGCUACACAUAUUCCAUGGUGGUGGUCCCGCUCUAUGACACCCUGGGCCCUGGAGCUAUCCGCUACAUCAUCAAUACAGCGGACAUCAGCACCGUGAUUGUGGACAAACCUCAGAAGGCUGUGCUUCUGCUAGAGCAUGUGGAGAGGAAGGAGACUCCAGGCCUCAAGCUGAUUAUCCUCAUGGACCCAUUUGAAGAAGCCCUGAAAGAGAGAGGGCAGAAGUGCGGGGUGGUCAUUAAGUCCAUGCAGGCCGUGGAGGACUGUGGCCAAGAGAAUCACCAUGCUCCUGUGCCCCCACAGCCUGAUGACCUCUCCAUUGUGUGUUUCACAAGCGGCACAACAGGGAACCCAAAAGGUGCGAUGCUCACCCAUGGGAACGUGGUGGCUGAUUUCUCAGGCUUUCUGAAAGUGACAGAGAGUCAGUGGGCUCCCACUUGUGCGGAUGUGCACAUUUCCUAUUUGCCUUUAGCACACAUGUUUGAGCGAAUGGUGCAGUCUGUCGUCUAUUGCCACGGAGGGCGUGUUGGCUUCUUCCAGGGAGACAUCCGCCUCCUCUCAGAUGACAUGAAGGCUCUAUGCCCCACCAUCUUCCCUGUGGUCCCACGACUGCUGAACCGGAUGUACGACAAGAUCUUCAGCCAGGCAAACACACCAUUAAAGCGCUGGCUCCUGGAGUUUGCAGCAAAGCGUAAGCAGGCCGAGGUGCGGAGUGGAAUCAUCAGGAAUGAUAGUAUCUGGGAUGAACUCUUCUUUAAUAAGAUUCAGGCCAGUCUUGGUGGGUGUGUGCGGAUGAUCGUUACUGGAGCAGCCCCCGCAUCACCAACAGUUCUGGGAUUUCUCCGGGCAGCUCUAGGGUGCCAGGUUUAUGAAGGUUAUGGCCAAACUGAGUGCACAGCUGGAUGUACCUUCACCACACCUGGCGACUGGACCUCAGGGCACGUAGGGGCACCGCUUCCCUGCAAUCAUAUCAAGCUCGUUGAUGUUGAGGAACUGAACUAUUGGGCCUGCAAAGGAGAGGGAGAGAUAUGUGUGAGAGGACCAAAUGUGUUCAAAGGCUACUUGAAAGAUCCAGACAGGACGAAGGAGGCCCUGGACAGCGAUGGCUGGCUUCACACUGGAGACAUCGGAAAAUGGCUGCCGGCAGGAACUCUUAAAGUUAUUGAUCGGAAGAAGCACAUAUUUAAACUUGCUCAGGGAGAAUAUGUUGCACCCGAGAAGAUUGAGAACAUCUACAUCCGGAGCCAACCUGUGGCACAAAUCUAUGUCCAUGGGGACAGCUUAAAGGCCUUUUUGGUAGGCAUUGUUGUGCCUGACCCUGAAGUUAUGCCCUCCUGGGCCCAGAAGAGAGGAAUUGAAGGAACAUAUGCAGAUCUCUGCACAAGUAAGGAUCUGAAGAAAGCCAUUUUGGAAGAUAUGGUGAGGUUAGGAAAAGAAAGUGGACUCCAUUCUUUUGAGCAGGUUAAAGCCAUUCACAUCCAUUCUGACAUGUUCUCAGUUCAAAAUGGCUUGCUGACACCAACACUAAAAGCUAAGAGACCUGAGCUGAGAGAGUACUUCAAAAAACAAAUAGAAGAGCUUUACUCAAUCUCCAUGUGAAGUUCAAGGAAAGUUCUUCCCAGUAUAAUGGACUGUGUAGCAAUAUUAUAGUUAUUCUUGAAAGUAAUGAGUCAAAAUGACACAUCUGAAAAUGAAUAAGCAUCUGAUUUUACGACUGAGCCUUUUCCUGUCCCAAGAGGUCUUUAACAAUAUUUUCUCUAUCAUCAAUGAGUACACUUUAUUUUUAUUAUUAAAAUGAUAUUGUAGCGGGCUGCUAAAAAUAUCACAAAUGGCAAUGUAAAAAUCAAGACAUUUUCUCAAGAACUGUGUACCACUAAAAGUAAUAUAUUCUCAAUGUUCACAGAACUCCUAUUAAACAUAAAGGAAAAACAUAAGUGAUAUAUUGUACUUAAUUAUUUGUGAAAUAGCAACCAGAUGCAGUAAAUAUCUAGGCAGUGCGGACUACCUCAUUCAAUAACUGAUUGUCAAAAUCACAAUUAAAUCAGACUUCAAAAAUUAAAGCUAGGUGUACAGAAUCAUGCUAAAACAAAACAUGAUAACUCAUAGUCUAUGUAACUUCAGAUUCUUUAAACAUGACAAUCCAUAUUGUCAUAUGUGAAAGUUUUCUAUCUGAUUUUUACUUUCAUUCAUGAAAAAUGCAAAUUCAGAAAUUCUUUUUUUUUUUCUUUUUGUUUGGAGACAGGGACUGCUCUGUCUCAAAGGAGUGCAGUGGCUCAAUCAUGGCUCAUUGCAGUCUCCAUCUCUUGGGCUCAAGCGAUCCUCCUGUCUCACCUCCCAAGUAGCUGAGACUACAGGUGCAUGCCACCACACCUGGCUAAUAGAAAAUCUUCUUUUUAGAUAUUUUGUUCAGGCUGGUCUCAAGCUCCUGAGCUGAAGGGAUCCUCCCGCCUUGGCCUCCCUAAGUGCUAGGAUUACAGGCAUGAGCCACUGUUCACAGCCAAAUUCAGAUAUUAUUAAAACACAUGUCAUAUUUAUAUAGUAACUUACAAAGACCUUUCAAUACGUUUUCUCAUUUAUUAAGCUCAUUAAAAUAUUCAGGAACUAUCUAGAAAAAAUAUAAUGGAAAACUAUUCAAGGAUAGUAUGUAUAUGUUCAUGGACUUCUUAUCAUAAUGAAUUCUAAAAGACAUCUGUUGACUCUACAAUGAAUGGAUCCUUGAGGAAGACUUGGGAGAAGAAACUCAGAGUUAUUUCUCAGGGUAGGCAGCAAUUAAUGUACCUAUAUUCCUUGCUGGGGUCUUCUAGUUUUCCAUUCCCAAUGUGCCCACGCUAUGCCUGGAAACCCUAUAUGGUUGUAAUUCUGAACAAUUUCACUUUUUUCCAGUAAGAAUAUCAGGGCAGAAGGUGGGAAGGAGAGGAUAUUAUUUCCAGGGAAAAUAGUUUUUCAACAAUGUAACUUGAUAAACCUCUUUAAAAUGCCCCAAGAAAACUUUUUAAGUCCAUAGACAAAGAAAUACUGCCUAAUGGCAUAAUUCCAUUCUUAAAAUCUUUAGAAGUGCCCAAGUUUACCCACUAAAACCUCCUUUCUUGCAUUAUGUAUUUAGACCCACCCUGUAUUGGGGUGUCAACAAUUUCAUAUAACUAAAGUCCAGAUACCAUGGACAGCAAUUAAGUGCCAAGCUAUAGAUUGUGCCUCUGAAAAACGAAUAGAUCCCAGGAAGCUGUUUUUCUUCUGUAGAGAUAGGACUCUAACAGCAUAUGAACAAUCCAUAUGCAAUUCAUGUGUUAAUUUAAAAUAUACAUGCUCAGUGUUUGUAGUCUAGAAGCUCCUUUCCCUUGGAGCAAUGCCAAGCAGUUUGCAAAAAUAAAUGCUGUUAAAAACCUCAUAAUCACAUGGGCCUACUGAAUAAAUAUGCAUCAGUGAUUAUAUACUUAUAUUUCAGUCUUGUCAAAAGUGAAUCACAGUUUCAUUUGAUGUAUUUACCCAGUCUUUUUAUCCAGUCUUUCUUGGGCAUAUUCUCUCUGAAGACCCACUGUUGCACUUCUAAAUUUGACAUUUAAGAAAUGAGCUAGUUCUAUACACACUGAUUUUAAAGGCGUUUCUGAAUAAGCUAAUACUUAAAAUGUCCAAAGUCACAUCUGUAUAGCAUUAGAUUUUUAUAUUUAAUAUAUAUUUGACUAAUUAAAAGUGAAAAUUGUUACCUGAACUGGAUAUUCGUACUAUUUUAAGGGCAAGUUGCUUACAUUUCAAUAACAACAAAAAAAGAAGCUGUUUCUCAUUGUCCUCCUACUCAACUAAAAUUUCAUAGUUGACUUUAAGCCCAAAAGAAUUUUGGACAAUGUGACAUAAACAAAUAAUUUAAAACUUAUUUUGUUUUAUUUAUACUUUAUAAUAGAUAUGACUGAUUAUGGACAACUUAAGAUUUCUUCUUUUUGGCCAGGCACAGUGGCUCACGCCUGUAAUCCCAGCACUUUGGGAGGCCAAGGCGGGCAGAUCACAAGGUCAGGAGAUCGAGACCAUCCUGGCUAACACGAUGAAACCCUGUCUCUACUAAAAAAAUACAAAAAUUAGCCGGGUGUGGUUGCGGGUGCCUGUAGUCCCAGCUACUCGGGAGGCUGAGGCAGGAGAAUGGUGUGAACCUGGGAGGCAGAGCUUGCAGUAAGUCGAGAUUGUGCCACUGCACUCCAGCCUGGGCCACAGAACAAUACUCCAUCUCAAAAAAAAAACAAAAAACAAAAAAACAAAAAAACAAAAAACAGAUUUCUUCUUUUGCCACUUAAAAGACCUUAUAUUUCUAGAUUUCCAGGUCUAUGUGGAAAUCAUCACACUUGGGCCAAUAAAUGGGUUAGUUGAGAUGUGCUGAGAAAAGUAAAUAGUGUACCCUAAAUAUAUUGCAUGUACAUUUAUCUAUUUCUCUGUUUAAUGCCACUUAAUUUUGUAAGAAAUGAGAAAUGAAACCCUAUGUAUCAAUGGAAAAAUCCUUCUUGCUUCAGAUUUCCCAACUUUAUUCUGGAGGAGAAAAAAAUUUGUAUUUCUCAUUAACAAAGAUAGAAAAAGGUGUUGUACUUAUGAUAGUCACAUUCAUAUUGGGCAUCAGAUCCUAUUUAAGCCUAGAAGUAUAAUAGAGAAUCAGUUCCUUAAGUGUAAAUACGUUCUUAAAUGUUUGGCCUUUUUAUCUGUUAUUCAAAUGUAUUAGUAAUUCUCAUAUUUUGCAAACAGAUCCUUUUGUGUAUAUUAUAAAAUAUAUACCAAAUCUGUUUUUCCCUUUGCUGUGGAAGAUGUCUUUAUAUAAUAUUGAGACUUUCCUUGCAAAUGGGAGAGGAGACUCUGGUCAGGUAUAGUAUGUAGGCCUAACCCCAUGUAUUAGGAACUCACAAACUCAGAAAUCCAAGGAUUAAACAUUUUAUGUCUCCUUCAUUUACACAAGUCAUGCUUUCAUUCUAAAUGUAGUUAAAACUACAAGUAUGAGAAAAAAAUAGAACUUUCCAUUGGAAUUUUUUACAAUCAGGUAAUGUUUUAGCAAUUUGAAAUCAGCACUUAAUUUGAUUGUAUUACCUAUUAAAGAACCAAUAACCUUUCCUUUUUCUGCAGUAAAGAAAAUGAAAUAUCCUUUAUUUUCCAAAUGUAUGAAGCACAAAUGUGAUAUAGUUAUUUAAAAUAUAAAAUACUUUAAAAUGAAUGUAAAGAAUGGGAAAAUAUAUUUUUGCAUGAAAACAGACUACUUACAAAUGUGCUAUCUCAGGAAAAAAAAGAAUGAAUAACCAUAUAUAAAAUUGGUAAACUAUAAAUUGUCUGUAUUUCCUUGCUGGUUUUAAUUUUAAGGAAGCAUUUACAUGAAAAGAAAAAGGGAUCCUAGUAGUCUGAAUUUCCUCUCAAGUAUGCUAGAAAACACUUUCUGUGAAUUUACAAUUAACUGCAAUAAGAAGUGGGUUAGCAUUCAAGUAAGGUGAAUACCCCAAAUGAGAAGCUCUUCAGUUAGAACACAUUAUUGGUUGUAACACAGAAGCAGUAGAUAAAUAUUUGAAAUAUGAGCAUUUCUAAACUUGGUCCCAAAUGGAAAGGGUUUCAUGAGGUGACGGUGGCUUUUAAACAUUCAUUUGACUGAUUAUUCUAAUUUACCUUGUUAAAUCACUGCAACAGUUGCAUGGGGGAAAAUGGAUAUUUUUUGAAGAAUUGCUUAUUCUACUUUCAAUUUUUAAAAAUUGAGGGGAUUAAAAUAUUACUUUUUAAAUAUACAUAAAAGUACCUUAACUGUAAUUACAUUUUCAGUUGCUUUGUUAUAAUAGCAUGUAUAUUAAAUAUAAAAUGCAUUUAUGAAAAUUUUUGUAAAAAAUAAAAGAUUUUUCAUUUCUCAAA